This is a messenger RNA of Neomonachus schauinslandi (Hawaiian monk seal), 671 nucleotides long. Its product is annotated as ferritin light chain-like. Gene Ontology annotation, molecular function: ferrous iron binding; ferric iron binding. Lineage: Eukaryota; Metazoa; Chordata; Mammalia; Carnivora; Phocidae. Gene Ontology annotation, biological process: intracellular iron ion homeostasis; iron ion transport. The transcript has a single exon. Gene Ontology annotation, cellular component: cytoplasm. The record is from RefSeq and is a predicted model, not a curated record. Bases 37 to 591 code for a protein of 184 amino acids.
CGGUUUUUGAGCUUAGCUCCCUGUUGCCAGUCAACCAUGAGCUGUCAGAUUCGUCAGAAUUACUCCGCCGAGGUGGAGGCCUCCGUCAACAGCCUGGUCAACAUGUAUCUGCGGGCCUCCAACACCUACCUCUCCCUGGGCUUCUAUUUCGACUGCAGCGAUGUGGCUCUGGAGGGCUUGGGCCGCUUCUUCCGCGAGUUAGCCCAGAAGAAGCUCGAGGGCGCCCAGGAGCUCUUGAUGUUGCAAAAGCAGCGCAGCGGCAGCUCCCUCUUCCAGGACGUGCAGAAGCCGUCCCAUGACAAGUGGGGCAAAGCCCUGGACGCCAUGGAAACUGCUGUGGUCCUCGAGAAGAACCUGAACGAGGCCCUUUUGGAUCUGCAUGACCUGGCUUCUACCCACGCAGACGCCCAUCUCUGUGACUUCCUGGAGAGCCACUUCCUGGGCGAGGAGGUGAAAACCAUCAAGAAGAUGGGCGGCCACCUGACUAACCUCCGCAGGCUGUGCUGCCCCCAGGCCGGGCUGGGCGAGUAUCUCUUCGAAAGGCUCACCCUCCAGCGUGACUGCCAGCCUCUGGAGCCCAGCGGCCUUUGAGGGGCUCCUCUGGCAUCCCCUUAGUGCCGGGGCUUCUGUCUGGGUUUGUCCGAGCAGCCGCCAGGCAGCUCUUUAACCAC